Messenger RNA from Crotalus tigris (Tiger rattlesnake), 5982 nucleotides. RefSeq names its product aggrecan (gene ACAN). The record is from RefSeq and is a predicted model, not a curated record. Gene Ontology annotation, biological process: cell adhesion. Gene Ontology annotation, molecular function: hyaluronic acid binding; calcium ion binding. The transcript is spliced from 19 exons. The coding region runs from base 379 to 5754 and encodes 1791 amino acids. NCBI's taxonomy places the organism in Eukaryota, Metazoa, Chordata, Lepidosauria, Squamata, Viperidae.
CAAAGCCUCUCUCUGCACCCAGUUGCAGCUCAACGUGGACUGUUACUUCUCUCCCUCUUUUCCUCAUUCAUUUCAACUUUCAUUCCAAGAUUAACGCUGCUGCUGUUUUUGCUGCUUUCUGACUGAAAAUUUGGCACACCGAUACCAGGAGCUUCCUUUUGGCUGGGGUGGGGGAAUAGAGGGAUAAAUCAAGAUCAAGGUGACCCACCCCCCAGAGAAAAGCAGGACGUCUGGAAGACUGUGAAGAAGACUUAGCAGGUCUUGUCAGAACUUAUCCUGUCUUCCUGAACUGCCGGAGACACAACUACAAGACUUCUAGCAUUCAGUUGGGCAUAUGGGACUUACCUUCUCGAAGCACUGAUUAGCGAAAGGAAAAGCAUGACCACUUUACUACUAGCAUUUGUGUGUUUGCGUGUCAUUGCUGCAGCCACCUCUGUGGAAGUUUUAGUAGACCACAGCGCCACACUCAGUGUGAGCAUACCUUUACGUUCUCCCCUGCGUGUUCCCUUGGGAAGAACGUUGACCAUUCCCUGCUACUUUAUCGACACUUUGGGGCCAAUCACCACAGCUCCCAACACCCCACCAGUGUCCCCAAGAAUCAAAUGGAGCAAACUAUCAGAAGACAAAGAAGUUAUCCUUCUAGUGGCCAUGGAUGGGCAGGUACGGAUCAACACUGCCUACCAAGAAUCUAUCUCUCUACCCAAUUAUCCUUCCAUACCAACUGAUGCUACUUUGGAAAUCAAGACACUCCGGUCCAAUGAUACUGGGAUCUACCGCUGUGAAGUAAUUCAUGGUAUCGAGGACAGCCAGGACAUGGUGGAGGUGAAAGUUAAAGGGAUCGUGUUCCAUUACAGAGCCAUCUCUACCCGCUACACUUUAAACUUUGAGAAGGCAAAGCAGGCAUGCAUCCAGAACAGUGCCGUCAUUGCAACUCCCGAGCAACUCCAGGCUGCGUACGAUGAUGGCUUUGACCAGUGCGAUGCUGGUUGGUUGUCUGAUCAAACAGUCAGGUACCCAAUGCACCAUCCUCGAGAAGGUUGUUAUGGUGACAAGGAUGGAUUUCCUGGAGUGAGAACAUAUGGUAUUCGAGAUACAGAUGAGACAUAUGAUGUCUAUUGUUAUGCAGAGGAAAUGGAAGGCAAAGUCUUCUAUGCCACCUCCGCUGAGAAGUUCACCUUCUCAGAAGCAGCAGAGAAAUGCCAUAGUCUUGGUGGACGUUUGGCAACAACAGGAGAAUUGUAUCUAGCCUGGAAGGAUGGGAUGGAUGUCUGCAGUGCUGGCUGGCUGGCAGACCGCAGUGUCCGUUAUCCCAUCAACAAACCAAGUCCCAUCUGUGGUGGCAACCUGGUGGGAGUACGCACGGUGUAUCUUUAUGUCAACCAGACAGGGUAUCCUUACCCUCAUUCGCACUAUGAUGCCAUUUGCUACACCGGUGUUGACUUUCAUGUCAUCCAUGAGAAUGUCACAGAUGACUCUGUCGAUGAGCUGGGCAGUGGCUUCACCAUCCAGACGUUCACGGAGUCAGAUUUUGAGCUGGAACUUCCACGCAAUGCAACCGAAGAAGAGGCUCGAGGAAGCAUUGCAACUUUGGAACCUAUAGACCUGACCACCACCAUCUUGGAGGUGGAUGAAGGCAUUACAGAAGCUCCAGGUCUCUUUCCAACAGGUUUCACCGAUGAGACAGAGAACAGGACUGAGAUCGGGAUCUGGGAGGAGCUAGAAAAUGAUACUGCCUCAACCCUGGAUGCACUCUUCCCCACGGCUAUCCCAGAAACGUCAGAGGAAUAUAGUUCAUGGUCCACUGCCACAACAGAAUCCGAAUCAGCCUCACCGUUGACGGUAGAAGAGCAGAUUGUGCCAGGGACAGCUGCUCCUGCUGUGGAUCAAGUCCCUCAGAAACCCGCUUCUCCCACAGGUGUCGUUUUUCAUUACCGGCCAUCCACCAACAGAUAUUCCCUGACUUUUGUUGAAGCUCAGCAAGCUUGCCUAGAUAAUCAUGCUGCUAUUGCUACUCCAGAGCAACUACAGGCUGCCUAUGAAGAAGGGUAUGAGCAGUGUGAUGCUGGCUGGCUAAGUGACCAGACAGUCAGGUAUCCCAUUGUUGUUCCACGCAGUAAAUGUGCAGGAGACAAGCAGAACUUCCCUGGAGUGCGAUCCUAUGGUAUGCGCCCAGCAUCAGAAAAGUUUGAUGCCUACUGUUACAUUGAAAGACUGAAAGGUGAGGUCUUCUUUGCAACUCAGACAGCACAAUUCACUUUCCUGGAAGCCCAAAGAUAUUGUGAGAGUCAAAACGCAACCAUAGCUUCCACUGGACAACUCUACGCUGCCUGGAGGUUGGGCCAAGAUAUCUGCCAGGCCGGCUGGUUGGCUGAUGGCAGCCUCCGAUAUCCCAUCGUUAAUCCCCGCCCUACCUGCGGUGGAGACAAGCCUGGUGUGAGAACGAUUUACUUGUACUCCAAUCAGACAGGAUUCCCUGACCCCCAAUCCAGGCAUCAUGUCUUUUGCUUCAAAGCAACACCAUCUUUGUAUGAGGAAAUAGAAGAAGACUUCAUUACAGUUCAGAUGAUCCCCGGUGUAGAAGAAGUUCCUUCUGGGGAAGAAACAACUGUGGGAAUGGAAUUUGCCACUGAUUCUGAUAAUCAAACUGAGUGGGGAACAGAAGUAUUUCCAACUGACACAUCACUGUUAUCUGUGAGUCCACCAGUUGCGGGUCCAUCAACUGUUCUUCCCAUUGAUGCAAUACCUGAGGGAACAAGUGCAGAAGCUCCAGUCACAGAAAUAUCUGCUUCUGGCUGGACUUCUGGAGCUCCAGAGAUAACUGGAACCGUCGAGCCUAGUGAAAAACCUUCAGGAUUUGGAGAAUUUCCCUCUGGGGUCCCUGAAACGAGUGGGCUGCCUUCUGCAGAGAGUGGGCUACCCUCAGGAGACAUAAGUGGCUUGUCUUCUGGCGUUAUUGAAGUCAGCACCUUACCUUCUGGAGAAGAAGAACUAUCAGGGAUUAGUUCAGGAACCCAAGAAGAAAUACCUGGGCACCAGGAAGGCAAAAGUCCCCCAGAAUUUAGUGGGUUGCCUUCUGGAUUUAGUGGAGACCAUUCUGGUCCUGACCUCAAUGGAUCACCAUCUGGAGAGUAUGAUUAUAGUGGUCUCACAUCUGGAUUUCCUACCGUGUCUCUGGUGAAUGCCACUUUGACAGAAGUUGUGACCACAGCAACAGAAAGGGAAAUGGAAGGGAAAGGGACAGUUGGAGUCAGUGGAGAUGGAGAUGUAUCAGGCUUCCCCUCUGCCGAUUGGGAUAGGAGUGGCACAACCAGUGGAUUGCCUUCUGGAGUUGAUGCCUAUGGAACCGGUGACCUCAGUGGGUUUUCUUCUGGAAUUGAUAGCAGUGGAGAACUAUCUAGCACACCUGAUACCAGUGAAUUACCACCAGGACUUGAUGUUAGUGGACAGUCAUCUGGCCUAUUAGACAUCAGUGGAUUGUCCUCAGGAAUGGAUGUCAGUGGAACAUCUGUUGGGCCACCUGAUCUAAGUGGCUAUGUGGACUUAAGUGGCCAACCUUCAGCUACUGAUGGGAGUGGUGAACCUUCAGGGGUUACCUUCAUUGAUGUUAAAUUGUUUGAAGUGACAACUCCUUCAUCUAAAGAAGAAGAAGGGAAAGGAUUUGUAGAAAUAAGUGGAUUACCUUCAGGAGAUGAAGAUCUAUCAGGCACAACACCAGGAAUUUUAGAUGUGAGUGGCCAGCCUUCUUCUGGACAAGUAGACUUCAGUGGGUGGGCUUCAGGAGUUACUGAAGUCAGUGGACUUCCAAGUGGACAAACAGACAUUAGUGGAGAAAGCUCUGGUGUUGAUCUUGUCAGUGGCAUUUCAUCCGGAACAUAUGAUUAUAGUGGUCUCACAUCAGGGUUUCCUACAGUUUCCCUUGUGGAUACAACUUUGGUGGAAGUAAUAACACAGCCUUCUGUUGCGCAAGAAUUAGGAGAAGGGACAUCUGGGAUAUUAGAAAUAAGUGGGCUUCCUUCAGGACAGGAACAAACAUCAGGAGCAUCUUAUGAUGUGACAACAUCUAGUGGAGUAUCAUCUGAGAAAGUUGACUUCAGCGAGACCUCCUCAGGCAUUCCAUAUUUUGGUAGAGAAACUGAUGAUAUAAGUGGUGCAUCUUCAACCACAGCCAGUGCUAGUGGUGAUGUCUCUGGAAUCUCAGAAAUUGUCUUAGUAACUGAUUCCAUAGAAACAGUGACAAGCCCAACAGUUUUACAGCAAGUGAUUGGAGGAACAGAGGCAACAUAUUUCCAUUUUCCUGAAUCCAGUGGAGAAGCCAUUGAUGCAGAAAUUUCUACAUAUCCUGAAAGUACCAUAUCUUCCCCAGAAUAUCCUGAAAUCAGUAGUAAGGCAUCCACAUUUCAUGAAACUAGUGUAGGAACCCCUUUUAUUAAUGAAACAAGUGAUGAAACAUCAGUCUCAACAAGAAGCCACCUAGAAACUUCAACCCAUUAUGAACCAGGUGGAGAAACAUCUUCAUCAUCUGAAAACUACUCAGAAACAUCUGGGGUACCAUUCACCAGUGGCUUUCCCUCUGGGACUUUUGAUGAAAGGAAUCAGUUUAAUGGAGAUAGUUCAGGUCCAGCACCUUGGACAGUGUCAGAUACACCAGAGAAAGUCUUUUCGCCAGAUGUCUUACUUAGUACCAGCAGUCCAGAUGUUGAAUUAACUGAACACUCGAGGCAUCCAGCAGAGACUCAGGCUGAAACAGAGGCCAGUGCAUAUCCAACACCAGAGUUGGAAACAGGAGAUGUUGCUGCUCCAGGGAGUCCACUACCAUCACCAACAGCUACCGAUCUCCUCCCAUCAGAGAGGACUGAUUGGAUACAGCUUAUUACACAAGCUACACCUAAGAGUUGUGAGGAGAAGCUAUGUGGAACUGGGACCUGCCACGAACAAGAAGGAAACAUCACCUGUUUAUGCCCACCUGGAUUUAUGGGUGAUUACUGUGAGAUAGACAUUGAUGAGUGCCACUCCAGUCCCUGUCUGAAUGGAGCUACUUGUGUCGAUGGCAGCCACGCUUUCACAUGCUUAUGCCUUCCCAGCUACGGAGGGAACCGUUGUGACGUUGAUCUGGCAGAAUGUGAAACAGGCUGGACCAAAUUUCAAGGUAACUGCUACAAGCAUUUUGAAGAGAAACUCACCUGGAUGGAGGCAGAGAAACUGUGCCGAAAACAGCAAUCCCACCUGAGCAGUAUCAUCACACCUGAAGAGCAAGAAUUUGUGAACAACAAUGCACAGAACUACCAGUGGAUUGGAUUAAGUGACCGAGCAGUGGAAGAUGACUUUCGCUGGUCUGAUGGACAUUCUCUUCAAUAUGAGAACUGGCGACCUAACCAACCCGAUAACUUUUUUGCCAAAGACGAAGACUGUGUAGUAACGAUCUGGCAUGAGAAGGGUGAAUGGAAUGAUGUCCCUUGCAAUUACCACCUGCCCUUCACUUGCAAAAAAGGAACAGUUUCCUGUGGAGACCCUCCCGCAGUUGAGAAUGCUAGGCACUUUGGCAAAAAGAAAGACCGCUAUGAGAUCAAUGCUCUGGUGCGCUACCAGUGCAAUCAGGGUUACAUACAGCGGCAUGUGCCCAUCAUCCGAUGCCAAUCAAAUGGGCAAUGGGAAGAGCCUCGGAUAGCCUGCAUAGACCCCUCCACCUAUAAACGUAGACUACACAAGAGAAGUUCACGGUCCCGAUCAAGGACCAAUGGAAAGAUGACGGCAUGAUCCACUGUUUCAAGAAAGCAAUCGGGGAGCAGAGAGACAGAUCGAAAAAAGAGAGAGAAUUUAUGGAACAGUUAUAUUAACAAAAUUGAUAUAUUUUUCAUUGUUGUUGCUUUUAAGGGGGGGAAGUCUCAUUAUAUAAGGAACGAUGUGUCUAUAUAUAAAGAAAAAGAACAAAAAAAGGGGGGGAGAGAGGAAAAAACCCUUUGCAAAAUAGGAAGCAAACAUGAU